CCCGCAAGUCCGUGGUACGUCGCUAAAAUUCGUCUUCUAGUGUGUGUGUGACCGUAACAUCAUCGAGGUGUGUAGACAAUAAGCCCUGCGGCGAGGACGUUCAGGUGACAGGUGUAAAAAACAUCAUCGGACAUUCGGGUGUCGAACCAAUAGAGCUCGGAGUAAACAAUAGUUGUGAUAGGGGUUGCGCAUAGGGGGCAGACAAGGGUGCGCAUAUCCCAUUCGCUCAGUCUGAUCUCUUUUAUGCAGUGCGGACAGUUUAGUUAACGAACACAGUGGCUGCCGCACAUCUUCAAGAGGUUCGCUCACCGGCGAAUCUACAGCAGUCAUGUGUUGACUCCUUCUCACUAUUCAAGCAGAUUAGAAAUAUGUCUUCAAAGAGAAAGUCACCACCAACAAAACUUCAAGAAGGCACUUCCACUGAAGCACCACUAGUACAAACCAACUUAGGCAGUGGCAGUGACGGAGGUGGUCUCACAGAUUUAGACGAAACUAGCAGCAAUAACCUUAGCGAUAUCUGUGAAGAAGAAACCAACACCAUGGUGAAUACUUCUUCAGCGUUCUACAAUAAACUUUCUGAAUCAUCAUCACCAAGUGGCUGCGGUAGCGAAAUAGACGACGGACUAGACGAGGAUCAUAUCCCAUCGAAAACGGCAAAAAUUUCGAGCGCAAACGAGAGUAGUCAUUCGAUAAUGACGUCAGUGUCUCCGUGUAUUUCCGCUUUAUCCUUGCACAAUGAGGAAAUGGAGCGACGGAGAAACUCCUCUGAGUGUAGUUCGCCGAACUCGGACAUUAAAAGUAACUUUCAUUAUAAUAAUAACAACAAUAGUUUAAUGAAUAACAACAGUUCCUUACAUCCGUUGAAACGGUCCAUGGACGAUGUAUUGAAACGGUUAACGUCGAAAAUUAGUAACACUUCGGUACGGGAGGAGAGGAGGCCUACACCGUCGUCCACACCAAAUUCACAUAAUUCUGACGUGGAAUCUGCUGCAGCAAUCCAACAAGCUCUCUCUGGUGAUAAUUUAAUGGAAAAAGAUAGAAAGUUGUCCGAAUUAAUUCUUCAGCUGCAGAUGGCGCGCGAGCAGUUAAUGGUUCAGCAACAGCAGCAACAACAGGAAUCUAUCAAGCCUGCCAGUACUCCACCACUCCUUAACGACACUCACAAACAGCUCGAAAUCCAAAGAAGACAGCAACAUGAACAAUUGCUGCAUCAGCAACAAAAGCUCCAAGAAAUCCAGGGUCAGAUCUCAGCCCAAUACUCUGGAAGCGGAGCUGUUGGUCCUCAGGGGUUGAUGUUUCUACCCUUCCUCGAACAGCUCUCUAGAGGAUUGCAUACACCGAAUGCCCCCCCAGUUGUUGCAAAAAGUCCCUUGUCAAAUCAUAUGCUUCCUCCUCAUCAAGUACCUAACUGGAUCUCAGCUGCUACAUCAGCACAUCUUGCUCAAAUUCAACAUCAUCACCAUCAACAGCAACAGCAACAAAUCAACUCUCAACAACUAAAUAAUUGUUCAGACCGACGCACUCCACAACCUCAUUCUCCUCCAGCUCCAGCCCACACACCUUCAGAUCCUGACGCACCCUUAAAUCUUUCCAAACCCAAAUCCAUGCUCCUAGGGUCCAGCGAGACGAGUCCCCAAAGUACUCCUUCUCAACACCACCAAAGCUUAAAUGAUCAGCCAGUAGCAGCGACAGUUCCACGUCUUUUGCCACCCAAUUUGAUGAUGUCGAAUAUGCCAUUUUUGCCCUACGCCAAGUUGCCACCCACGUUUCCUGUGCCUCCCGGAGUGGACAAUAGGAAUAAAGGAAAUGAUAGGCAAGGUAUGGAAAAACAGCCUCAUUUUCCGAUGCAUAUGUAUGCUAUGCCUGGACCGCCUAAUAUGGGUGGAAGGUCUAAAGAUGUUGAGGGCAUUAAGGAAGAGACUGACUUCAUAACUGCGUGUCAAUUAUGGGGAGCGCCCGAACAGAAUUUCAAGCUGGACGAAAAUUCGGACAAAGCCAAAAUUAUCCGCCAGCAAGCUAGUAAACGUGAUAGCGAAAACAAACCGCACAUUAAGAGGCCGAUGAACGCGUUUAUGGUGUGGGCCAAAGAUGAAAGACGGAAAAUUUUGAAAGCCUGUCCGGACAUGCACAAUUCGAAUAUUUCGAAAAUUCUAGGAGCUCGAUGGAAGUCCAUGUCUAAUUCAGAAAAACAACCUUACUAUGAGGAACAAUCGAGAUUGUCCAAGUUGCACAUGGAGAAGCAUCCAGAUUAUAGAUAUCGACCAAGACCAAAACGGACUUGCAUAGUGGACGGUAAAAAAAUGCGCAUAUCAGAGUACAAAAUGUUAAUGAGGCAACGUCGCCAGGAAAUGCGUCAGCUCUGGUGCCGAGACGGUUCUGACAUGAACUUUAUAUCAUCUUCCGAGUUAACGUCCCCAGCGACCUCUACAUCUGGAAGGCCUUCAAUGACGCCACCUCAUAUGAUGAAUGGAGCGGGACCUAGUUCGGAUAGGGGAUUUUUAUAUGGUCAAGACAGUCCAUCACCAGACGCAUUAAAUUUUUCACAGGAUCGUUACGAUUCGCCCAGUCCGAGGCAUGACGAUGAAUGAGCCUGGCCAAAUGGGGAAGUGACUUUCCCAGGUUGGUUUUGAGUAUUUUUUUUUUAGUCCUGUUUAGCCUCAAUUUUCUAAGGCGAUGCGUUUAUUAGUUUGGGACUUGUAGGUGUAAUUUAUUUACCUACGAAAAUUGAAACAGGGCAGCAAAUUGAGUGCCAUUGAAUAAAAAGGAAAAGAUGCCAAAAGACUUUAUAUUGUGGAAAUAUUGUAAAUAAAUAUUUGGUGUAGCAGUUGUAUUGUUAUGUACAUAGUCAGUUAUUAACCUAAAGCCACAAGUUAUUUAUUUGUUUUUAAUGUUAUAUUUUUUUUUGUAAAUUUUUGAAAUCAUUUUUAGUCUUCAAACAUUGCGCGAGUUUUUUUUGUUGUUGUUUCUUUUUUGGUACCUAUAAGUUUAUAUUGUAGUUGAAGAUCUUUAGAGAUCUGUUUCAUUUCUGUACCGGUGGUUAUAGCAGUAUUUUAUUUGAUUUAAUGGGCCAAAAAAAGUAUAGAUACAAAAAUCGGUGACAAAAUAUAACAUUUUUGGCCUUCUAUGGGGGAAUUAUUUUGAGUUUUAAAUCAAUAUUACAAUAAGUGCAAUGUACACUGUUAAUGUUUAUUUGUUUUAGUAUAGUUAUAAUGCCAGUAAAAUUAAGUACACAUAGCUCAUCUAUUUAUUUCAACUGAUAUUUUUGUAUAGUCAUCACAUUCUUAAUUAUACUAGAUUCUUGUGUACCUAGACGUUAUUUUUAAGUUAAUUAUUUCUUGCCAACUUAUUAGUAUUUAUUUUUGUCAUCUUGAUUAUUUUUUCGCAAAUAUUUUUCUUUGGGUUUUGCUUUUAUAUUUUAUAUUUGGAUUCAGCUCUCUUAAGGUCUACUGAUGAAGGAACGUUUUUGACAAAUUACUUGAACCAAAAUUAUUAUAUAUAUAUUCUACUUUUGUUGUGAAAAAUGUAACUUUAUGAGGGACCUAUCCAAAAUGUACAGUAUUUAGCAAGAUUUUUUUGGGAGAAACUGUGGUGUGAAAAUUCUCGAAUGUAGGUAAUUUUUGGUACACCAAUCUUGAGAAAAUACUUGCGAGGUCGCAUUUUCAGAAUUAUUUUCUCAGGUAAUUACAAUGUUAUUUAUGUAACCAUUCAAUUUUAAAUUUGUUUCCCUUGAAAUUUUUUAUUUGAAUGUUCGUGUAAGGAAGGUUUCUAGUCUAGUUUCUUCGUCAUAAACAAAAACUACCUAAUCAAAAGCAAAAAAAUUCAAAACGAUUUUCAUUUAAUUUCAAUUCAAUUCAAAUAAAAUACGUAUCUUCUUGUAUAUAAAGCAAGUAUUGUACUUAAAAGAAGUUGUACAAAGUAGGUACAUAAUAAAACAAUAUAUUUAGGUACACAUCUAUAAACAUUUCAUUUUAAAGUAUCCUUAAAUUUAUCAAUAAAUUUGAAUCUAAGUAGAUGUUGUUAAUUUAAAAUUCUGUUAGAAAAAAAUCAUGAAUUAGACUUUUUGAUACCUGAUAAUUUAUUUUUAAGGUGAUCUAUGUAAAAUUUAGUACCUAUUUUAUUGUAUUUAAGUCCUCAAGGGUUGUUGAUAGUGGUGAAUUUUCGAAUAAAUGAGUAGGCAUUUGAAGUAUUCCUUGUAAUGCUAAAUAUAGGGCUAGUGAUCUUAAAAGGGUGUUGCCAAAAUAAUUCAAGUACUGUUCAAAAAAAGAUUCUAACUUUUCUUAUAAAAUCAUUCUAUAACAUAGAAAUAAGUAUAUUAUUUUGAGAUCGCUAUGUUUCUGACCUUAUAUUAUCCAUUCGCAAUCCGAUGUCCACAGGUACAGGUGAAAUUUAUCACCUUUCAAUGCUAUUUGAUAGGGAAAGGUGAUAAAUUUACCUGUACCUGUGGACAUCGGAUUGUGAAUAGGAUAAACUAAUGAUUUUAUAAAAAGAAUAUUGAUUUUAAUUGGAGAACGGUAUUUAGAUUUUUCGAUGUAUGUCUAACCUGUAAUUUUCCCAAAAUAAUUAUUAUAAAAAUUAUUAAAAGAAAACCUAGCAGAAGUAUAUGAAAUUCUGAAAUCUGAAUUAUUAUAGAAAAUAGAUUCAUUGUUCUUUCUUGUGCCAA
Messenger RNA from Ceutorhynchus assimilis (cabbage seed weevil), 4660 nucleotides. The record is from the annotation of a GenBank genome assembly. Lineage: Eukaryota; Metazoa; Arthropoda; Insecta; Coleoptera; Curculionidae.